UUAAUCAAUGGAAAAGAAGUAAUAAAUAUUGUACAUGAGGUUGAUAUAAUACAUUAAACUCCUUUCUACAAAUCAAGUUUUGUUCCAUCACAUAAAUUUUAUAAAUAUAAAAUAACCCAAAUAACUUGCAGUUGAUUGCACAUAUUUUACUUUACUAUUUUCAUGAUAUUUCUAAUUAUUAGAUUUAUUAUGAAUCAAUAGAAUGUAAUAAUGUUUUUUUAUAUCUAUCAUGCAAACUCAAUGCCUUUUUUUUUAUGUUUUGAAAGACUUGAAGUAGGCGUCCUAUUCUUGCUACUAUGAUGACGAGUAACCUUCAUCGCUCCGACACUACAACGAUUUUUAAUGUUUCAUUUAUUACAUGAAAAUUUAAAUCACUUCUGUUCUAUUAAGUGUUCAAAGUUCAUUAGUUAAGUUUGAGCUUUGAUGUUUGAAGUGAUUAGAGUUUCAAAUAAAAUUUUAAUACUCGUGUUUUGAAUUUUUGACGUGUUUAAAAUUAUGUGUUAAUUCUUAGACGAGAAAAAAUUAUUCUAGGAACCGGUAAAAGGAAGAACCGAACCGUUUACUACCGGUUCGGUUCCAUAACGGUUCUUGAUUUUUUAUAUAGGAACCGAACCGAUUUCAUUAGUUAAAACUUUUAUAACGGUUCCACUCAUUUUGAGUGAGAACCGAACUGAUCCCAGCCCUACUUCGUAUACAACUAAGACGCAAAUGGUCUGGGUUAGGUGAUCCAACUUCUUCCCUUCUAAAAACAGCUAUCCAAAAUCGAAAUUCUGGCAACAAAAUCUCUCUAUCUGCAAUAAGACAAAACACAAAUUGAGACUGUCUAGAGCAAAAAGACAUAGAAGAAACAGAUGCCCAGACAGUAUCAAUGGAAUGCAUGGGAUUAGUAGAAAAAUGGUAAUAAUCCAAUUUGGUACUAUCUGAGCAGAGACUACUGAUUCAACUAAGAAUUGGUAUUAUUAUAAUACAAACCUCACUAGCUCCUUUACUUUCAUCCUCCUGGACCUCCUCCACUCUUAGUGCCCUUUUCCAUGGCUUUCUUCUCUGCAAUUGUUGCCUUCUCUACUCUCAUCUUUCUGUAUUCUCCUCAUCCUUUCUGGGAAUCCUUUUACUCCCCGCUCCUUGUUUUGACCUUCGCCCUCCUCCUUUCAAUCCUCCGGCUCAUCGCUUCUCGUAGACCCGCCCGGUUCGGCGAAACCGAGGUCGGUCCGGUUGGACCAUCUUCAUGUGAUUCUCCCGCCGAUGCGAAAUGUCCGGGCCCUGACCCGAACCCGAUCCACGACGGCUUGAUUCUGGAUCGGAAUGCGAGAUCUGCAGAAGAGGCGAUAGACGAAGAGUACGACGGGGAAAACGACGGCGUUCUGCACGGGAAGAGAGGUCUGGAUCUGGGCGCCGCCAUUGAGAGGUACGAUUCCCUCGCGUUGUGCUAUCCGGAAACUGAUUCCGACUGUUCUUCGUCGGACGGGGAGUUUACGGAGAUCGGAGAGUGGCGGGACGAGUAUUCCGGUGGGUGGGAGGAGGAGAGGGAGGAGAUGAUGAUUGAGAUUAAGCUGGACUGGGAGCGAAGGCCUAACAAGGUGAUUGUGGAGGAGGACAAUUUGAUCGAGAUCGACCUUUCCCCUAAUCGCGAGUUUUGUGAUGAGUUUUCAGAUUAGUGUUCAUGCACGUUCUUUCACAAAAUUGCUAAUGUAAUUAAUUUUGUUGAUUUUGUAUUAUAAAUUAGAAAUAAUAUGUAAUUUCCUUGUACCAUAAUGAUUUUUCAUUCUAUCAUUAUAUGAAUUAAUUCGCUUUUUGGGUCUACGAGUUUUGU
This is a messenger RNA of Cuscuta epithymum, 1810 nucleotides long. The record is from the annotation of a GenBank genome assembly. Lineage: Eukaryota; Viridiplantae; Streptophyta; Magnoliopsida; Solanales; Convolvulaceae.